AUGUCGAGAAUAAUACCAACCCUCGACGCAGAGCAAGCCCUGGACACUCUGAACAUCAUAGUUCAGCCCGCCGACGUUGUGAAUGGGGAUUUCUGCUCUGAUUGGCUCACCUUUCAGUGUUUGGGUUCCGAUUAUACAUGGACGUUUUUCGGCGUCCGUGACCUAGACGAUCCCAAGAUCACGGAACUGAUCGGGAUCUCACUUAUCCGGACAGUGACAGUGGACGUCAGGGCCAUAGCACCAACCAACUCCCAGAUAAUCUACCAAUGGACGAAGCUCCGGGAUGUCGCUUGGAUUCUCCUUAGGCUUCUUUUUCGCUUCAAUCAACUCUCGAUAAGACUCCACGACAACCAGCCCAUGCCGCGGCACGCGCGACGUGUAUUCAGGGAAGAGCGAUUUGCCAUGCAUGUCGAAGACUUGUAUAUCCAGUGUGAUUGCAAUUUUCUCUCGCUAGUAUCCAUGGCGUUGAUCUUGCCCAUCAUCAUGGAAUUGAGGCAGCAAAGAAACCUGGCUGAGGCGCAACCAAGGAUAGAAAUCAUCGACGGCUUAGAUCUCAACAUGGCAGGAACGCAAUCUUCGCCUGUGGCCGGAAGCAAAUAUCGAGUAUUCGAUAUGGAACACCCAUCAAGAUACCUGCCGGGUCAUGAUAUUGUCUGCCAAGCCCUUUGGCCACGAUCAGAUGUCUACUAUCAAGCAGACGAUCUUCCAGACAUGUUUUCUCAACUCACGAAAUUUCACGCGGAUAUUGAUGACGCUGUGGACGAAAUAAAGGGCAUCGAGGGAAAUCUCCUUCGACGAGAACGUAUGAGACUUCACGAAACAUCUGAUCGAAGCUGCUUGUCCAGCGAAGCCCAGGAAAAGCUGCAAGUAUGGUCUCGUGAGCGAAGGGAUAGACAUCUGCGGAUAAUGCUCGAUCCUCACGAGAGGGAAUUGCCGCGGAUGAUGGUUCGGGAUGCCUGGGAUCGUUUGCCCAGACAGGAAAUCAGCCCCCAUCAACUCGAGCCCCAUGAAAGAGAUCGAAUGAGGGAGAGAUGGAAACAAGAUUACUGGGCCGACUUGUAUCCCCGUGGGAUCCCACCUCUCCAACCAUUGUACGAUAGCUUGCUUGAGAAAGCCUCGUCACCGCCAGAGGAAGACUCGCAAUGGUCGGGAGAAGAAUCACCGGAAUCAUCAGAGCCGAUUGCUGUAGAGCCAGUGCUUAUGGUUACUGCACCGGAACCCCUGAUUGCUUCCAUCGAACCCUGUGAGGUCUCGAUAUCGGAAAUGACAAGGAGGCAUCGAUGGGAUAUCCUGAACUCACACUUGAACAAACCAAUCUGGGAGAGGGAACCCGAAAGUGAAGGAACAGGCCCCGAAUCACCACUUCACAGAUUGCACAGACGGUACAGAUUGGUAUUUGCGAACCGGCAAAGGAUAGCUAGCCUACGCCGAUGA
Molecule: messenger RNA, 1434 nt
Organism: Pestalotiopsis fici W106-1
Lineage: Eukaryota; Fungi; Ascomycota; Sordariomycetes; Amphisphaeriales; Sporocadaceae
Exons: 1
Coding region: 1-1434 (477 amino acids)
Source: RefSeq, a predicted model, not a curated record